Molecule: messenger RNA, 792 nt
Organism: Malania oleifera
Lineage: Eukaryota; Viridiplantae; Streptophyta; Magnoliopsida; Santalales; Ximeniaceae
Exons: 3
Coding region: 1-792 (263 amino acids)
Source: RefSeq, a predicted model, not a curated record
AUGGCCGUUUCCUCUAAGUUCGUUAUUAUCAACACUCUCGAGCUUCUUGGCAGUGGCAACUCUCCUCUUAUUGCCAUAAAUGCCGGCUCCCAACUUCCUUUGAAACUGACCCCUUCCAACUUCCCUUCUUGGCACGCCCAACUGACAUCAUUGCUCAUUGGCUAUGACCUCCAAGGCUAUCAUGAUGGUACCACCAUAUGUCCAUCACGAACCCUUUCUACCAGCACCUCCUCUGCCGGUUCAUCUUCUGCAAGUGUCUUUAAUCCGGCUUUCUGGCAUUGGCUCCGGCAAGAUAAACUGAUCCUUCACGCCAUCCUUGCAUCUCUUUUCAAAUUAUUUAUAUUGCUCAUUGCCACUUCAACCACUACUCAUGAUGCUUGGUCCAAGUUGCAACGAUUUCCUAAAUUUCGUGAGAUUGCAGCGCCUAUUCGGGCACGCGAGACUUCUAUUAAAUUUGAGGAGCUUUAUGACAUGCUGGUUGGCCAUGAAAGUUACUUGCACCUUGUUAAUGCUUCCAAUUCUAUUUUGGUUGCCACUACGAACACCACUCAACACUGUACCACCGCUUCGACAUUCAACCACAACCAAAGUUCCAGCCCUAGUUCCUAUGUUCAGCAUCAUCCCAACUCUAGUCGUUAUAAUCGCAGGGAGCAAUCUGUUCGUAUUCGGUUUCUUAGAAAGCUUGUGACAACCUUCAGGUUUCAAGUGUUACCACAUAGAUUCGAUUGGUUCCGAUUUGGUUCUUUGAGGGCCUAUGACAACCCUGGAUCUCCAAUUGGAUCCGUAGAGUAG